AUGACCGACAUUGAAAACAAAUUGGACGAGGAUUUCCUGUUUUAUUUGGGCUUCACCAGUUCAUUUUCAACGAAAGUUCGGGAGCCCGGCGAUCAAAACUUAGUCCAACAAUGGCUACAGAAACUAUGCGGUCAGCCAUGUCAAACUAUGGAACAGAAACGGAACAGAAAUAUAUUCCUGUCAAAUCUUCUUCUCAAUAUGCAGGAUGGAGCUUUGUCAGAGCCAUUCACAGUCUCUCCAAAUGAAAUCGACUACUCCGACGCAACGAAAUACUUUCAGAAAAUAAAAGCGGAAAUCGAGACACCUGCGUGGUUGGGAGAUCUAGCUAAUAUGCCUGAAGAGGAUGAUGACACAUCUAAGGCUGCGAGAGAUGAUGGAAGAACCUAUGUUGCAACCAGAGCUAUGCCCAAUGGUGAGGGAGCCUUUGCAUACGUAGCUAUAAGCUUAGCAGAAGAAGAACCUGCUUGGUUGGGAGGUGGAGAAGGUCUCUUUGAUCAAGUCAUGGAUAGGAAAUACAAGGAGAUGGUACCGGAACCGAACGAAAUGGAAAUCAUUUUGGCUAGAAGAAAAGACACCAAGGAACGCCAGAGGGUACUCACGUUUUACGAUGUUAUGUUACAAAAUAUCGCAGAUGAAUUGGAUGGAAAGAUAACGGCGGAAGAAAAUCAUGCAAUUUCUGUUGUAUUGGAACAACUGAUUGCUGAUUUACAGAGCAAAGAUCAAUACGAAGAAUUUGACGAAAUGAACGAUGAUGAGCGUAGAGUGGAAUUACUAUUAAUGCUUUUUGAUAGAACUAAAUCUAGGCGUGAUAAGGUGGCAACAAGGGAAGAAAUGUUGGAUGAUAUUGAAGCAACAUUGAAAGCUUCAUUCUUUGAUGCUUCUGAAGUGGAAGACGAGGAUAAAUAUGAAUUACCAGCUGCCAUGUGGGAGUACGUUAUAAAUCGACCACCAAAUAAGAAGAACAUGGAAGCUAUGCAAGUUAUGUACCCGGUGUUUUUGGUAGAAAAAUUCAUGGCGUUGCUAUCUGAUCAGAAAGAAAAUAUUGCCUUGAGGAUGCAGGCAAGACAUGAGAAUAUAGUAACGCAAAUGAAAAAAGAUCUUAGAAAAGAAGGAGAAAAAUUGCGGAAAUGGCUACAAGGUAGCAAACUUGCUUGCGAUCAAGCUGUUGAUGUUCUGAAUGCCGUCAAGGCUGCUGCCGAGAAACAGAAGAUAAGUUACGAGAAGAAGAAUGCUAGGAAGAAGGGCGGAGAAACCGAGAUGACGAAGAUGUAUAAUGAAAUGAAGAAUGCACUGUUCGAUACACAGAAUGACGUCGAGGAUGAAGCUGAGAGAGGCAGGAUUUUGACUGAACAGAUUAACGCUCUGAAUGUGCAGUCCGAGGUUUACAGCCAGAUUACGGAGUGCAGCAUUAUCAAGACGGAGGAGGCCAACAUGGAGAUAAUGAAAAAUAUCAAGAGAAUGAAGGCGGCUGUGACUCAGUACGAAAACAGGAUCGCGCAGAUGCGACUUAUGAAUGUCGGCAACAAAAAAUCCGAACAGAUGUUCAUCUUCUAG
Molecule: messenger RNA, 1554 nt
Organism: Nicrophorus vespilloides
Lineage: Eukaryota; Metazoa; Arthropoda; Insecta; Coleoptera; Silphidae
Exons: 9
Coding region: 1-1554 (517 amino acids)
Source: RefSeq, a predicted model, not a curated record